Paramecium sonneborni is the source of this 1648-nucleotide messenger RNA. The record is from the annotation of a GenBank genome assembly. NCBI's taxonomy places the organism in Eukaryota, Ciliophora, Oligohymenophorea, Peniculida, Parameciidae.
UAUGAUUCUUAUUGCUGCUGCUACUUUGCGUAAAGAUAAUAAAUCUCAAUUCUCACUCGGAACUUAAUCAAUGAAAAUUAGAGAAGAGAAUCCUAAAGAAAUUGUAAAGACUAGUAUUUGUGGAGUUAUAGUAGGAAUGUUAUUUAAGAUAAUAUUUGCAAUAGUAGGAAUUGUAGGUAUAUUCAGAAACAUAGAAAAAGAAUCAGAGUAUAUAUGGAUGUUAGUAGUAUUAUCUGUCACUUAUAUUCUAUUUAUAUUUUACUUUAUCUAGCUACUUUUAGAUUUAAGGAUGAUAUUGGCUGAGUUAGAAUAAUAAUAAUAAGAAUCUGUAUAUAUGAAUCAAUACGCAUUUGAUUCCAGUAUGAAUAUCAUUUAUGCAAUCACAAAUACUGAAAAAUAUAAUCCUUUUAAACUAUUAAAUACUUAGUUCUACAUAAUUAUUUUAAUACUAAGCGCUGAAUUAAUUAAUUCAAAUAUGGUAAUAGGUUAAUUUUUAGCAAUAGUCAAUUAUAUAAUUGCAGCUAUCAUUAUACUUUAUAUUUCUAGAACAUGUUGGUUGUGUUGUUGCAAAAAAAAAUUUGUUACAAAAAAACCAAAUCGAUAUAGUUAUCAAUCUUGCCUUUGUAAAACUAUUAUCUAUAUUUUAGCUCCAAAUUAUGUUUAAAAGAUAGCUUUUCUUUUUGGAAUUUUAAUGCUUCUAUAUUAUGUAUUAAAAUGUGGUUUGUAUAUUAUAUUUCUUUUGAUUCAAAAUGAAGAUUAUAGAUUCACUUUUCUCGCUAGUUUAUUCUACUCAUUUAUUAUAUGCAUUCAAAUAAUCUACGUUCUCUAUUUAAUUAAAUAGAUUGACAUAUCUUUAUAUUCUGAAAAGUAUUUCAAAUGUUACAUGACAUUAUUUCAAUCUUUAUACCUUUCAAAUACUAUUUAAAAUAACAUUUUAAAAGGAUUAUACUUUUCUUCUAUUCUUUGCACUUAUAUUGCUUUCUUUAUAGAAAAGCCUUACAAAAAAAUUACAAAAGAUACAUUAUUUGGAAUUUUAUAAUUUUGUUCUUAUGAACAUUUUAUCUACUUCUUUACCAUUUUGUAACUUAUUUACUUUUUUUUUUUGAAAAGUUAUUGUGUAAAUGAGGAAGAAGAAUAACUCUAAGUAUUUGAAUUUAUUUAAACUUAACCUCAAGAAUAAAGACUUUAAUCGAUUCAUAAUAAUCAAGAUUAUUCUAUGGGUAAAUAAAAAUAAAAGAAUAAUUUCUAUCAAAUUGACGAUUUGGAUGCUCUUUAAGAAAUUUAUGACAAUAAAUAAUUUCAACAGUUAGAAUUAAAAAUGAAACUCAAAAGUGAUAAAUAAAUUUCAUUAGUAUAAUGGAUAGAAGAUAAAAAAAAGAAAUGCUAAUAAGAAGGUAAGAAUGUUGAUCAAGAUUAUUUUAUUAAUCUUAAAUAAUUUAUAGAAUAAAAUGUUAGAUAAAAAAAAGAUAAUAAAGAACAAUUAAAAUAAGAUCAAGAACUAAUGAAUUGUGCAAUUUGCAAAAAAAGUUUAGGUUAAAAAGAUAUAAUAUAGCUUGAAUGUAAUGUUAAACAUAGAUUCCAUACUGAAUGUAUAACAAAAUAGACUCAUGCUGUUCAUAAAUGUCCAUUAUGUAAUUAAUCCACUUGA